This is a messenger RNA of Neomonachus schauinslandi (Hawaiian monk seal), 1401 nucleotides long. It is a transcript of the gene ZIC3, whose product is annotated as Zic family member 3. Gene Ontology annotation, biological process: central nervous system development; regulation of transcription by RNA polymerase II. The record is from RefSeq and is a predicted model, not a curated record. Gene Ontology annotation, cellular component: nucleus. The coding region runs from base 1 to 1401 and encodes 466 amino acids. The transcript has 3 exons. Gene Ontology annotation, molecular function: DNA-binding transcription factor activity, RNA polymerase II-specific; RNA polymerase II cis-regulatory region sequence-specific DNA binding. NCBI's taxonomy places the organism in Eukaryota, Metazoa, Chordata, Mammalia, Carnivora, Phocidae.
AUGACGAUGCUCCUGGACGGAGGCCCGCAGUUCCCCGGGCUGGGAGUGGGCAGCUUCGGCGCGCCGCGCCACCACGAGAUGCCCAACCGCGAGCCGGCGGGCAUGGGGCUGAAUCCCUUCGGGGACUCGCCCCACGCCGCCGCCGCCGCCGCCGCCGCCGCCUUCAAGCUGAGCCCCGCGGCGGCUCACGAUCUGUCUUCGGGCCAGAGCUCUGCGUUCACGCCGCAGGGCUCGGGUUACGCCAACGCCCUGGGCCAUCAUCACCACCACCAUCACCAUCAUCACCACGCCGGCCAGGUGCCCAGCUACGGCGGUGCCGCCUCCGCCGCCUUCAACUCCACGCGCGACUUUCUGUUCCGCCAGCGCGGCUCCGGACUCGGUGAGGCGGCCUCGGGUGGCGGGCAGCACGGGCUCUUCGCCGGCUCGGCGAGCAGCCUGCACGCUCCAGCUGGCAUUCCCGAGCCCCCUGGCUACCUGCUCUUCCCCGGGCUGCAUGAGCAGGGCGCCGGGCACCCGUCGCCCACAGGGCACGUGGACAACAACCAGGUCCACCUGGGCCUGCGCGGGGAGCUGUUCGGCCGCGCCGACCCGUACCGCCCGGUGGCGAGUCCGCGCACGGACCCUUACACGGCCGGCGCGCAGUUCCCUAACUACAGCCCCAUGAACAUGAACAUGGGCGUGAACGUGGCGGCCCACCACGGGCCCGGCGCCUUCUUCCGUUAUAUGCGGCAGCCCAUCAAACAGGAGCUGUCGUGCAAGUGGAUCGACGAGGCUCAGCUGAGCCGGCCCAAGAAAAGCUGCGACCGGACCUUCAGCACCAUGCACGAGCUGGUGACACAUGUCACCAUGGAGCAUGUGGGGGGCCCGGAGCAGAACAACCACGUCUGCUACUGGGAGGAGUGCCCUCGCGAGGGCAAGUCCUUCAAGGCGAAGUACAAACUGGUCAACCACAUUCGAGUGCACACGGGCGAGAAACCCUUCCCCUGCCCCUUCCCGGGCUGCGGGAAGAUCUUUGCCCGCUCCGAGAACCUCAAGAUCCACAAGAGGACCCACACAGGUGAGAAACCGUUCAAAUGUGAAUUCGAAGGCUGCGACAGACGCUUUGCCAACAGCAGCGACCGCAAGAAGCACAUGCAUGUGCACACCUCGGACAAGCCCUAUAUCUGCAAAGUGUGCGACAAGUCCUACACGCACCCGAGCUCCCUGCGCAAGCACAUGAAGGUUCAUGAAUCUCAAGGGUCAGAUUCCUCCCCUGCUGCCAGUUCAGGCUAUGAAUCUUCCACUCCACCCGCUAUAGCUUCUGCAAACAGUAAAGAUACCACUAAAACCCCUUCUGCAGUUCAAACUAGCACCAGCCACAACCCUGGACUUCCUCCCAAUUUUAACGAAUGGUACGUCUGA